This is a messenger RNA of Plectropomus leopardus (leopard coralgrouper), 972 nucleotides long. It is a transcript of the gene isg15, whose product is annotated as ISG15 ubiquitin like modifier. Gene Ontology annotation, molecular function: protein binding. The record is from RefSeq and is a predicted model, not a curated record. Lineage: Eukaryota; Metazoa; Chordata; Actinopteri; Perciformes; Serranidae.
UAUAAACUGCGAUGAGGCCAAACCACAGUCAGCUGCGGCUGAGCAUCGUUUCUGUCCUGACACCGUCUGGAGACUUGAACAUUUGGACGAAUUUACAAAAGUCAUCGUAAGGACACUUUGAUCAUGGAUAUAACCGUGGUUAAGCUGGACGGGACUUCCCACACACUGAGGGUGCUCCCAGGGGACACAGUGGGCUCUCUGAAACAACGCAUCCAGGAGAAAUUUGGAGUUCCCUGUGAGAGCCAGAAGCUGAUGUUUGUUAACGGGCAAAACAUUCAUCUCAACAACGACCUGAUGCAGGUCAGCUCGUACGGUUUACACAAUGGGGCCAGGGUGUCUCUGCUGGUGAUCCAGCCGCCGACCAUCCAGGUGUUUGUCAGAAACGAGAAGGGGAAGACAAACACCUAUGAUGUCAAAUCCGACGAGACCGUGAACAACUUGAAGAGCAGGGUCCAGAGCAGAGAGGGGGUCCCGGUGAGCCAGCAGAGGCUCAUUCACCAGAGCAGAGAGAUGCUGGACGGUAAACUCUCGGAUUACGGCGUCGUCGCAAACAGCACCAUCGACCUGAGCCUCCGCCUGAGAGGAGGCUGAGAACAAACCUGGUUAUUAGAUCAUAAAAUAUUCUGGAAAUCAUUGUUGUAAUAUUUGAAAGUUAAUGUUCUCUACACGUUUUGUUUUUUAAAUCAGCAAGUUAUUGUUACAUAGUCUUUAAUAGUUUAUUUAAUAUAAAUAAUGAAACUAAAUUAUAGCAAAUACCACAUUCCCUACUUGUGUUUUAAUUUUUUUUUUUUUAAUGCAUUCCUUAAUGUGUAAUCCUGUCAUUUCUUCAAAACCUGUUUCGGGACUGUUAUUUAUGAGAGGGGAAGGCGUUAUCCCAAAUGAUGAAGGCGCAAUUUUCUUGGUACUGGGGAGGAAGUUAUGUUUUUUGAUUUUUCUCAGGGAAGGGACAUCCAGCCUUAAAUUGUCAUAUUU